GCGGGCUCUGGGGCUGUUGCCAUUGAAUGACCAGGAAGGGUGAGGCCCCUGCGGUGGCCCCGGGUUGGGGCCGAGGGUCGCGGGUGCUCAGAGCACUGCAGUCGCGGAUACGCAGGCUUCGCCUCCAGAUCUGGGCCUCAGGGGGAGGCAGGCUCCGCGUUCCUGGGAAGCCGGGGGCCCUACCGGUCUCGGCUGGGGGCGGGAGAAGGGAAACAGCCCUGAUAUGCGGCCCCAGAAAAAAGUGGCCUCCGCCACGGUUUGGGGACAGGUUGAUCUCGAGUCAACAUGUCUGCUUCAGUGAAAGAAAGCCUUCAGCUUCAGCUGCUGGAGAUGGAAAUGCUGUUUUCUAUGUUUCCUAACCAAGGAGAAGUAAAACUUGAAGAUGUAAAUGCCCUGACUAAUAUAAAGAGGUAUUUGGAAGGCACGAGGGAGGCGCUGCCACCAAAAAUCGAAUUUGUGAUAACGCUUCAGAUUGAGGAGCCCAAGGCGAAAAUUGAUUUGCAAGUAACCAUGCCUCACAGCUACCCCUACGUAGCAUUGCAGCUAUUUGGACGAUCAUCUGAGCUUGACAGACAACAGCAGCUACUUCUCAACAAAGGUCUCACUUCUUAUCUAGGGACUUUUGAUCCAGGUGAGCUCUGUGUAUGUGCAGCAAUCCAGUGGCUACAAGACAACAGUGCAUCCUAUUUCCUGAACAGAAAGCUCAUGUAUGAACCAUCUACACAAGCAAAGCCAGUUAAGAACACAUUCCUCCGAAUGUGGAUCUACAGUCACCAUAUAUAUCAGCAGGACCUAAGGAAAAAGAUUUUGGAUGUUGGGAAAAGGUUAGAUGUGACUGGAUUUUGCAUGACAGGAAAGCCUGGUAUAAUCUGUGUGGAGGGUUUCAAAGAGCACUGUGAGGAGUUCUGGCACACAAUUAGGUACCCCAAUUGGAAGCACAUUUCCUGUAAACAUGCUGAAAGCACGGAGACAGAAGGAAAUGGUGAGGACCUGCGACUUUUCCAUUCUUUUGAAGAAUUACUCCUUGAAGCUCAUGGUGACUAUGGGUUAAGGAAUGACUAUCACAUGAAUCUGGGCCAGUUCUUAGAAUUUCUCAAGAAGCACAAAAGUGAGCAUGUUUUUCAGAUAUUAUUUGGUAUUGAAAGUAAAAGUUCAGAGUCAUAGGAAGCUAUUAAGAGGCCUAUGCUUGUAAUUUCAUUCAGUCAGUAUUUCUAUUAAUAAGACCAAAAUAAAAAGGCCAGUGGCUGUGUUGUAUCCUCCAUGAGAAACCUAGCUCCAGAAUUUUCAUCUGGUUAUGAAUUUCAACUAGUAAUGAAAUGAAUAGGCCUUUUGACUUUAUAACCAUGCAGUUGUGAUGUUUUCUGUAGGUUCUUAUGUUAAGUCAUUUGAAAACUAUUUCAUUGUAAAUUAAUAAAAACAAUCCAUUUAA
Molecule: messenger RNA, 1429 nt
Organism: Galeopterus variegatus (Sunda flying lemur)
Lineage: Eukaryota; Metazoa; Chordata; Mammalia; Dermoptera; Cynocephalidae
Gene: RWDD2A
Product: RWD domain containing 2A
Exons: 3
Coding region: 286-1164 (292 amino acids)
Molecular function (GO): protein binding
Source: RefSeq, a predicted model, not a curated record